CUGUCCACCAGGACCAUCAUAAAUAUAGCCAUACAGCCAUAUAGAGACCAGAAAUCUAAUCCAGACUCAAAACCUUACCCUCAAACCCAAACAUUGUCAUGGCGACUCUCGGAGGAGCAACCCCUUCGUCUCAGAACUCUACUGAAAUCGAUAGUCUCGCUCGAUUUGCUGUUGAAGAACACAACAAGAAAGAGAAUGCGCUGCUUGAGUUUGCAAAGGUGGUGAAAGCGAAAGAACAGGUAGUGGCUGGUACGAUGCAUCAUCUUACUGUUGAGGUUAUUGAUGCUGGAGCUAAGAAACUAUAUGAAGCAAAGAUAUGGGUCAAGCCAUGGAUGAAUUUCAAAGAACUGCAGGAGUUCAAGCAUGUUGAGGAGUGCCCAACAAUUACACCUUCAGAUCUUGGCGUUAAAAAAGGUGAUCACCCUGCAGGGUGGCAAUCAGUUGCAGUCCAUGAUCCUGUGGUACAGGAUGCUGCUGAUCAUGCUAUAAAAACUAUCCAGCAGAGGUCGAACUCGUUGGUUCCAUAUCAGCUUCAGGAGAUUGUGCAUGCCAAUGUUGAGGUCGUAGAGGAAUCUGCAAAGUUUGAUAUCAUUUUGAAGGUUAGCCGAGGUGAUAAAGAAGAGAAGCUCAAGGUUGAGGUGCAUAAGAGUGAUGAAGGAGCCUUCAAACUGAUUCACAUGGCUCCUCAUGAUGAAUGACUCCCUUUCUCAGAAAACAUACUUGUGACAAAACAUACCAAUAUGUUAUAAUUAUGUUUUUGUGUAAUUGGAGUCUGGAUCAAGUUGAGGAUUAAUAAAGAGUCAAUAAACAAGUUGGCGUUUAAAAUGUGUGCACAUAAA
Messenger RNA from Daucus carota subsp. sativus, 839 nucleotides. Its product is annotated as cysteine proteinase inhibitor 6-like. Gene Ontology annotation, molecular function: cysteine-type endopeptidase inhibitor activity. The record is from RefSeq and is a predicted model, not a curated record. Lineage: Eukaryota; Viridiplantae; Streptophyta; Magnoliopsida; Apiales; Apiaceae. The transcript is spliced from 5 exons. The coding region runs from base 99 to 698 and encodes 199 amino acids.